GGAGAGGCAUUUGUUAUUAUGGCAUUGGCGUAGUAGGGAGUUCGUGCCACACAUGAAGUACAGUAAUACUUUCAGACUGGAAAUACACAGGGUUAUAUUUUUUUUAAGCCGUUAACGUAUGCGGAAUACUGGAAGCACUCAUUUGGAGUUUCGUAUUAUUAUUCUUUUACGCGAAAUGUGUGUGUGCGCUAACAGGCUAGUGCGUUGUUUGUUUUCGGUCAUCUGGGUAACGCUGUUUAACAUUUUAACUACGAAGUUCAGCUAGCAAGUUCAUUUUCUUUUCUCGCUUGCCAACAAACUCUUUGGGCAAUGCUAUAAUGUAUAGUAGUUUGCCAUCGCUGAAGUGAAACCUGUCACAUAUUGGAAACUUUUGAAGUAGCUAGCUAGCGAGAAGCUUGUAAUGGUAAGAAUCAACGUCUGCAAGUUGGGCUAGCUUUCUAACUUCGCGAAGAUCUUCAUGUAAGUUAUCGUGUAUAUCGUGGACUUACAGUAAUGGAUUGCACAUUACAUUUUUGACUUCAUUGUGACUUGCAAUGGGACUUAACGAGGCCUAUCGACCCUUUAAACGGAUUCACUUAGGUAAAGACAUACUACCAGGCUUGCCUUACACCACCGCCGCCUCCUGCCUGUCAAAGAUGUGAAAGGUCCGCCGCGGAGUCCUGCACCACCAACGUCACCUGCUGCAUCAGUAGACAUGGAUCGGAACAAGCGUAACUCCAUAGCCAGCUUCCCCACGCGGGCCGACCGCCCGGAGGAGCGGGACGUGGGGGUGGGGGUGGGGAUGGGGGGCGUGGAGACGGGCCAGCUGGACCGCGUGUGCCCGUCGUCCUACCGCGCCCUCAUCAGUGCCUUCUCACGCCUGACCCGCCUGGAUGACUUCAUCUGCGAAUGGAUCGGCUCCGGCUUCUUCUCGGAAGUCUACAAGGUACGUCACCGCGCCUCAGACCAGGUGAUGGCUCUGAAGAUGAACAAGCUGAGCAGCAACAGGGCCAACAUGCUGCGGGAGGUGCAGCUGAUGAACCGACUCUCCCACCCCAACAUCCUCAGAUUCAUGGGUGUUUGUGUCCAGGAAGGUCAGCUCCAUGCCCUGACAGAGUACAUAAACGGCGGCAACCUGGAGCAACUGCUGGACAGCAACAAGUACCUGAGCUGGACGACUCGGGUGAAGCUGGCCUGUGAGAUCGCCAUGGGCCUGGGCUACCUGCACUCCAAAGGCAUCUUCCACAGGGACCUGACCUCCAAGAACUGCCUGAUAAAGUCCGAUGAGAAUGGCUACUCUGCAGUAGUUGGAGACUUCGGCCUUGCUGAGAAGAUCCCCAGUGAUGAUGUUGAAGGUGAGAAGCUUGCUGUGGUGGGAUCUCCAUUUUGGAUGGCACCAGAAGUGCUGCGAGAUGACCCUUACAAUGAGAAGGCAGACGUCUUCUCCUACGGUAUAAUCCUCUGUGAGAUUAUAGCACGCAUACAGGCCGACCCAGACUUCCUGCCUCGCACAGAGAACUUUGGCCUGGACUAUCAUGCCUUUCAGCACAUGGUGGGAGACUGUCCCCCCGACUUCCUCCAGCUGGCCUUCGACUGCUGCAACAUGGACCCGAAGCUGCGGCCGUCCUUCCCGGACAUCGUGAAGCGGGCCGAGGAGAUGCUGGGCCACUUGCGGGUGGAGGAGGCCGAGCGAGAGCGCAUCCACCCCUCUGUAGAGGCCGACAAGAAGACCAUCCCCAAAGGUCCAGGCGAUAAGCUUCAGGGUAUGAAGAGGCUAAACCCACUGGGCUUCCAGGACGACAAGAUCCCUCCCAAGUCCCCCCGUCCUCGCCGCAACAUUUGGCUGUCGCGCAGCCAAUCGGACGUCUUCUCUCGCAAGCCCGGCCGCAAAGUCAACGUGCAGGACCCGUACUACAACCCGGGACCUAAGGGGAGCGGCCGGGGAGGGGCGCCCAAAAUUAACCCCUUCAGUGCCCGGGAAGACCUGAAGGGCGGCAAGAUCAAGUUCUUCGACGUGCCCAGCAAGUCGGUGUUCUCGCUGAUGUUCGACCUGCACUCGCCUCAGGGCAGCCUGAGAGGGUCGCUCUCCCAGCAGCAGCAGCAGCAGCUCCCGCCCGGCGCCGUCUCCACGGGCAACCCGUGCGGCAUGGCGGCGCUCUCCGUGGCCUGGCCGGAGCCCUGGCAGCUGCCCGGCCGGCAGUGCCGCUCGCUGCCCGUCUCGCCGCAGCUGCCCCCGUGCGAGGCCUUCUGCGCGCCGCCCGCCGGCUCCAAUGCCCAGCGGCCCGAGCAGGCACAGCAGCAGCAGCAGCAGCAGUCGGGCGCCGCCGACGCCAAGCAGAGGCCGCUCAGCAGCUGGGCCAAGAAGUACGCCGUGUCGGACAUCCCUCCCUUCCGGCCGCGGGCCGGGCGGGAAGAAGAGGCGGAGGGCGGGAGCAACGGAGACACGGAGGCCGAGGCCGAGGCCAUGGACUGCUCCAGCGGCCGGCCCAGCCCGGAGACGGCCGAGGAGACGGAGGAGGAGGAGGAGGAGGAGGAGGAAGGGGAGGCGCGCAAUGCCAGCGGCCUGCCCAACGGCAACGGGGCCUGCGUGGACAUGGAGGCGGAGGACGAGGAGGAGCGGAUGAUGGGGCUGCCCGCCCUGCCCCCCGCGACCGCCCUCACCCUCGGCGCGGGCACGCAGCAUCAGGAGCUGCGCCCGCUCGUCCUCACGCCAGGCACGCCGCCGCUGGGGCCCUCGGGCGUGAUCUCGCGCUGCGACAUCUGACCACCUCACGAGAAACAGGACUGAGCACCAGAGAACAAGCGAGAGAGAGAGAGAGAGAGAGAGAGAGCGCCUCCUGCUGUUUAAUAUAGGGAUAGUACUGCAGUCUUAAAAUGCAGAGAGAUUAUUUUUCACACAAAUCAUGAGUAUUUAAUAUUUUGGAAGAAACAAAUACUUUGUGUAAAUAUGCGGCAAGAAAGAAAUUUAAGCUUGGACUUUUGGACUGAAGGAUUGGGGUCUGAGGAGAUAUGUGGAGAGCCAUUGUGUGAGGUCGCAGGUCCAGGUGAAAUGUCGACAUUUUCAGAAACCAGUUUAACCGUGUGAACUUUUCAACUCCAGACCGAUUGUUUGAAUGUAACAACACAUUGUAACAUCCUAUAAAAGCACUAUCAAUGACUUAAUAUCUAACUCAGCACUUUCAACGUUUGACACGUUAAGUUGCAUAACCCUAUCCUGCUCUCUCUUACUACCGAGCAAUGGCUGUAACAGCUAGAAACACCUGCCCCACAGCAGCUCAGCGAAUAGCCAUUUAGCAUGUAGCUGUUCUGUUUCCUAGGGUGCUUGAGCACAUAGCGACAAGUCAUACAUUCCAGAGAUGGAUUUUGUUCAUGAGGACACGGCUCCUUCACCGUCCCGAUAAGCUUUACGAAAAAAAAAGUAUGUUCAUAUUGGUCUGAUUGUUUGUAUAAAGAUGAUCCAGUGGUACCCAGUACCGCCAUCACUGCUGAUGUACUGAACUGUGGAGGACUGUUGAUCACGGCCUGGGAGAGCUUGACUGGUCCCCAGCCUGUUCACUCUCCGGACUGAGUCACACACACACACACACACACACACACACACACACACACACACACACACACACACAGAGCACACAGAGCACACAGAGCACACUGAUUUGUCAUGGCUUGGAUCUCUCACACAGGGUCACGCUCUCUCCUUCAGGACCCGUAGUCACAUCUUCAGCCAUGUGCCGAUCUGUUCUGUAAUUACUUAAAUUUUAACUUGCACUUGAAAAGAGAAAUGAUUGGUGUAACUUUUUUUCCCUGUCUAUUUUUGUUGUCACUACAUUUCUAUGCAAUGAAUAUAACAAGGCAGGCUAGUUUUAAAGAGAAUCUAUUUUGAUAUUUAAAAAAGAUGUCUUAAAUCUGUGUCUACAGAGUUUGUGGAAAGCAUGUUAUUAAUGCAGCUUGGUUAAAAUGGGGAUUUUAUUGAUGUAAAAAAUCAGUUUUGUUGGAUACGUAUACAGUGCUUCUUUUUGUCCUGACUGUUUUGCGUCAAUUUUUAACCGUAAUACAGAUGUAUAUUUUAACCAAAGACAGAUCAGGACAAAGUUUUCCAUUCAUUUGGCUUUAAUUUUAUAAAUGUACACCCAU
Messenger RNA from Sardina pilchardus (European sardine), 4113 nucleotides. It is a transcript of the gene tesk2, whose product is annotated as testis associated actin remodelling kinase 2. Gene Ontology annotation, biological process: actin cytoskeleton organization; protein phosphorylation. Lineage: Eukaryota; Metazoa; Chordata; Actinopteri; Clupeiformes; Clupeidae. The record is from RefSeq and is a predicted model, not a curated record. Gene Ontology annotation, molecular function: protein serine/threonine kinase activity; ATP binding. Gene Ontology annotation, cellular component: nucleus; cytoplasm. The transcript is spliced from 11 exons. Bases 695 to 2743 code for a protein of 682 amino acids.